UACAACAGUGUAGACACUAUUAGUAAUCAGUAUAAUUAGUAUAUUUAUAUGUAGGCCUACGCAAGAUUUAUAGUAGAACUGCAAAAACUGUUAUCUUACUUAAGGCUGCCAGUUAGUAAAAGGUAAAUCAAUUAAUUCAAAUUUGCAGUUGAUAUUUGACAGAUUUUACUGCAGCCUACAGCAAUUUUAUAAAACUAUACAUUUAGUAAGGCUAACACUUACCAAAAUUGUUCUAUUACUUCUUUUCAACUAAAAAAUAAGUAUACUUUCAGUCUACAUUUUAUAUACUUCUCAAAAAUAUACUUUAUGUACCUCUCAGAAAUAUACUUAAAAUUACAUUAGGUAUAGGCCCUACUUGAUUUAUACUGAGAGAAAAGUCCAAGUAUAUUUGGCCUGCACUUGUACGCAAUCUUUUGAUCAAGAUACUUAAAAGUAGUAUUCAAAGCUUGGCUGGUAGUGGGUUAACUCUUUUGAUCGAGUUGCCUAUUUUAUAUAUUUAUAUAUGUUAACGAAAAACUAUGUUAAAAAAUUAUAUAUAUAUAUAUAUAAUUUUUUUACAUAGUUUUUCGUAUACAGUCUUAUAAUUUCUAUAAUUAUAUAUAUUUUAUAAUUAUAACUUAUAACGUAUGAAAAUAUUGAUUAAAAUAUUGAUAUAAAACUGUCACAGUGUCUGGUUUGUGUUUCCCCGGGUGUCCACUAGAGGUCUCUUCCCCAUACUGUCACCAUUCACUCUGGAACUGCAUUCCCCACAAUCCUUGUCUGUACCAAUCACUGUUCAUUGCACUCAGCUGUUCCCCGUCAUCUUUGUACCCAGCUGUUCCCUGUUAUUCAUUGUUAGUAUCUGUGUAUUUAUACCCUGUCUGUUCAGUCAUUGUCACGGAGUCCUUGUUAUAUGUCACACCACUUCUGAGUUCUGUUUCUAGCUUGUUUUAGUUCUUGUGUUUGGUUUGAUUAUUUGGAUUUUGACCCCUGCCUGGAAGACUACGAUUUUGGAUUACCCCAUUAAAAACUACUGCUAUUGGAUUACUGUUUCCUGUGUGUGUUAUGUGACAAAAACAGAUAAUUUUCUAAUUCUGCGUUUCUGAAUUUCUGUGUAGGCUAGUCCAUUGCUAGUGUACAUAGGAAUUUACUUUAAUUCUACUUUAAUCUUUCCUGCCAUUGACUAAAUUUUCCAGACGUUUAUCCACACGUACGUUAUCCAGACGUUUAUCCACACGUUUAUCCACACGUACGUUAUCCAGAUGUUGAUCCACACGUACGUUAUCCAGACGUUUAUCCACACGUUUACCCACGCGUACGUUAUUCAGACGCAAAGUAAAUACAAACCUUUUUCAGCUACGUCGUCGCCACGCCGCCGCGGACUUUGAGCGCAGCUCCAACACGUGACCGUGACGUGUGACGUCUCAAAUCUUACAUCUGACGCCUGAAUACUAUGGGAUUUUGGCCAGACGGCUCGCGAGCGUAUACACGUUAGUUCACCUCUCAGUUUGCUUAGCGAUCGCCAAAAAGUGCAUAAAUCACACCUCAUACCCUUCGAUUGUCUCGCCGCUAAAAUACGGGAGUCGACGUCGUCAUUUCGACCAAAAUAGGGGACGUCACGGUCAAUACGGUACAGUUGGCAACAUGUGCAAACAUAUUAGGUCAUCUGGGUAUUCUUUGCGUACGGAAAUUUCAAAUAGGCUACUAUGCAAAUGUACAUGCAUAAAUUGUGCACUGGGUGCUUGUAAAGUGUGCACUGCAACACAGAAACCCACGCCUCGUGUCACUCGCAUUUCUAUUGGCUACAGCAGAGUUGUAAGUAGGGCGCAUUCAGGUAAUAUAAAGGCAGCGUCCCUACCUUUUCUAAACAUGUCUGAUCUCGAGCCGAUAAGCACGUUAUCCAGAGUAUUAUGUUGACUUUUCCUAUUAAAUCUUUGCUCAUCUAAAAGUGAACCGUUUUCAUUCCAGAUGCGUUGCAUUGAAUUGGAACGCGCGUAAUUACUCCACAUCUUUAAAUAAAUUUGGUCAGAGCCAUUGAACAGCUCAAAGGAUGUCUCUGAUGGUUCAGGAGCAACAGACGGUGCGCUUUGUGUUUUUGGGAGCCGCAGGGGUCGGGAAAACCGCCCUGAUCACCCGCUUCUUGCAGGAUCGCUUCGACUCUAAAUACACGCGCACCGUGGAGGAGCUUCACGCGCUCGAGUACGACUCUGACGGUGAGAGGAUGCGCAUUGAGAUCUUGGACACGAGCGGUAGUUAUGCCUUUCCAGCGAUGCGCGCUCUGUGCAUCCGCACUGGGGACGCGUUUGCGCUUGUGUACGCAGCCGACGAACCGAACUCCCUGGAUGAGGUCCAGCGACUCCGUGAGGAGAUUCUGGAGGUAAAAGGGGAGAAGUUUACAGGCAUCACGGUGAUAGAAAAUAAAGCGGACCUGAGCAGCCGGUGUCGCCAGGCCACUGCACAAGCGAUGCGGACGGUGGAGGAGGAUUGGGGCGCGGGGUUCGUGGAGACGUCCGCGUGCACCGGCGACAAUGUUACUGGGGUAUUUCGGGACUUGCUUCAACACCUGAAGUUACCGAGCCACGUCAGCCCGGCACUUCGUAGACGGAGGCAAACAAUGACAAGAGAAAGCGCAGGGGCGCGGAAAAAGCCUCCUAUGAAGAAAAACAAUAGCUGCAUCUUGUCUUAAUGGUAUUUUGAGUUACAUUACUUUAUAGCUGUGCAUCAUAGUGAUGCUUGACGGACUUGGAUCAAUCUAUGGACUCCAUGUAUAAAUCAAAUCUUGGACAUUGACAAAGUAGGCUAUUGUCUCAAUGGCUCUGAUGCUUUAUUGUAAUCAUUUAUUUGGUUCCUUUGCAUAUUCAUUGUUUGAUCUCUCUAAGUGAGAGCAAGAAAGACACUAAGUAUAUCAGAUGAAUAAUGCUGCAGAAAUGGUGGUCCUUUUUAUGACUGAAUAAAUGGAAUUUAUGUU
Xyrauchen texanus (razorback sucker) is the source of this 2947-nucleotide messenger RNA. RefSeq names its product GTP-binding protein Rhes-like. The transcript has a single exon. The coding region runs from base 2030 to 2665 and encodes 211 amino acids. The record is from RefSeq and is a predicted model, not a curated record. NCBI's taxonomy places the organism in Eukaryota, Metazoa, Chordata, Actinopteri, Cypriniformes, Catostomidae. Gene Ontology annotation, molecular function: GTPase activity; GTP binding.